CCGCCUUCUGCCGCCGUUACCGGGGAUGGAGCCGGUGCCCAAAGCGGUGCUGGGAGCGGCGCUGGCCAAACCCCGGCGUCCUGUCAUCGCCUGCAGCGUCUGCCAGAUCCGCUUCAACUCCGAGAGCCAGGCAGCAGCACACUACCAGGGGAACAGGCACGCGAGGCGCCUGAAGGGGCUGGAGGCCGCCCGUGCUCGUCGUGGUGGGGACACAGGGGACAACCAGGACCCCCCUGCGCCCACCCCCAACCCGACGGGGGAGACGCCUGAACGUAAAGGCGAGCAGCCCCCAACGCCCGCAGCUCCCAGUGCCCCUGGGCCCCCCUCCCCCCCUGAUCCCCCAGCUGUGACCACAGAGGCACCGGGGGGGACGCGGGGGGGACCUGGGGGUGCAACGGAGGGGGAGGAGGAAGAGGAGAAGGCGAAGGCCAAGCGGCUGCUUUACUGUGCCCUCUGCAAGGUGGCUGUCAACUCCCUGUCCCAGCUCGAGGCACACAAUAAAG
Messenger RNA from Lagopus leucura (white-tailed ptarmigan), 503 nucleotides. Its product is annotated as zinc finger protein 385A-like. The record is from RefSeq and is a predicted model, not a curated record. The transcript is spliced from 4 exons. The annotation marks the transcript as partial. Gene Ontology annotation, cellular component: nucleus. Lineage: Eukaryota; Metazoa; Chordata; Aves; Galliformes; Phasianidae.